Loxodonta africana (African savanna elephant) is the source of this 40859-nucleotide messenger RNA. RefSeq names its product solute carrier family 1 member 2 (gene SLC1A2). Gene Ontology annotation, cellular component: plasma membrane. The record is from RefSeq and is a predicted model, not a curated record. Gene Ontology annotation, molecular function: neutral L-amino acid transmembrane transporter activity; glutamate:sodium symporter activity; L-glutamate transmembrane transporter activity. The transcript is spliced from 11 exons. The coding region runs from base 7729 to 9426 and encodes 565 amino acids. Gene Ontology annotation, biological process: L-glutamate import across plasma membrane; L-aspartate transmembrane transport. Lineage: Eukaryota; Metazoa; Chordata; Mammalia; Proboscidea; Elephantidae.
UGGUAUGGUUGGAGGAGAGAGGCAAGAUUACCCAUGGCAAAAAAAGCCUACCAUUUCUGUGUUACAUUAACUCAAAGCCCUAGGAUGUAUGAGUCUUGGAGUUUAGAUCAAGGGACCUCAUUUCCCGGAGCACUGUAGAUCUUAUCCAACCCCUAUUACUGUAUUUUGUUCUAGCACUUAAUUGAAUCCACCAGUUUUUAUUGACCAUCAGUUAGGUGCCUGGCACUGUGUAUGUCAUUAUAGAGAGGGUUCAAGCAAAGGCAGGGCCUAACGUCAUGAUUCAAGAGCCAUUUAUAUAUUCAUAAACCAUGCUCAGCACGAAAUUUAAGAUUUUACAAGUUAAAUAGGAUCGAAUCCUGUUUUCAUCCAAAGCAGUUGGGAUGAAGAGUUUUCGCCUUAGUUGCUGCUGUUGUUAGUUGCCAUUAAGCUGGUUCAUGCUCAUAGCCACCCUAUGUAUAAAAGAGUGAAAUGUUCCCAGGUCCUGUGCCAUCCUCACAAUAGUUUCUAUGUUUGAACCCAUUCACACAGCCACUGUGUGAAUCCAUCUCAAUGAGGGUCUUCCCUCCUUUUCGCUGACCCUCUCCUUUACUCAGCAUGAUGUACUUCUUCAGGGACUGCACCUUCCUGAUAACACGUCCAAAUAAGCGAGCCAAAGUCUCGCCAUCUUUACUUCUAAGGAGCAUUCUGGGUGUACUUCUUCCAAGACAGAUUUCUUCUUCUGGCAGUCCAUGGCCUUUGCAUCCGAGGCAGGCCACUUUUAUGACAUGCAAAUUUCCCAGGUUCUCUUGUCCCCUCAAGUGUCCAGCAGCAGCGUUUAGACUGCAGGGUGUUCUGUUGGCUCUCCUGCCUUCCCUCUGUCCCCAGGAACGCUCCUCCGUAGCAGCCAUAGUGGCUUCUCCAUUCUGUUCUCUGCAACGCCCUGUACCCACUGUGCUGUGACUAUGCGGUAGGCGUGGGUUGGCAAAAGAAUAAAACGAAUCCCUUCUUUCUCUUUCUGUAAACCACUCUGUAGAGCUCUCUGUACCUGUACCCCUUUUCACCUUUUGUCUUUAAUUUUAAAGUUGGUGUACUGCAUAGAAGCCGGAUGCAUGAUAAACCCGUUGCCGUCGAGUCGAUUCCAACCAUAGGAAAGAGGAGACCUGCCCCUUAGGGUCUCCAAGGAGCAGCUGGUGGAUUCAAACUGCUGACCUUUUGGUCAGCAACCAAGCUCUUAACCUCUAUACCACCAGGGCUCCGGAUGCAAAAUAGAUACUAUAUUAAACUGUACUGUUAUUUAAGAUGUAAUAAAGCAGUUGAUGUGAGGGGGAAAAAAAGGUUUGGCACAGUUGUCCGGUGCCGUUAGACAUCUUGAUUACUGUGGCAAUUCUAGAACUGCCUGCUUUUUUUUAAUGUAAUCACGCACAGUGUCUACAGGUUGUUUAAUAAUCAACCACGCAGAGAGCCACUGUGCUGAUGCUGUUUAUUGUUUGCUUCUAUGAUACGAAGCUGUAUAAAAACUUAAAAUGCACAUGUUUUGUAGCUUAGUCAUCUCAUAUACGUAAAGGGGACAAAUGCAUACUAGUUCACUUGUACAUUUAUGGAGCUAGACCACUGUGGUUGGGAAAACUCUGUGGUAUACCCGCUUAUGUUCUGCCUCACACCAUGUGUGAUUUUGUUUCUUUUAUUAAACGGCACUUGUAUAUAAACAGUGCAUUCAUUUCCAGAUGUCUUGAGCACUCAAAAGUGUAGUCAACAGUAAGUUCUUUUAAUGAAUACCAGUUUUAAUUUAUAGACUACCAGGGCCUUAAAAAUGUUCUAUAUGGAACACCUCACUGUGUUGCAGAGACAGACACUACUUGUUUUUCUUCAGUCACGUUUUUAUGAGAAGAAUCUGGGCUUUUAAAAUUCUGCCCUUUUUCUUUGAGGCAUGUUGCUUAUUUCCUCAAUGGGAUGGGUGGUUCUGCAAAUGAAGGGCUAUUUAAACUUUUUACUGUAGUUCAACACCGUCAAGGGUCAGUGUUCACCAUUACAAAGAAUGUGGCAACUUGCUUGUGGUUCAAGGAGAAAUCAGAACUACAGUAUGUGACGAUGUGGGGAUCGCAUUUAAAAAAAAAACACUUCGAGUCGAUUCCAUAGAGUUCCCAAGGAGCACCUGGUGGAUUCCAACUGCCAACCGUUUGGUUAGCAACAUUUUGGUUGGGAGUUGGAACACUUAACCACUACGCCACCAGGGUUUCUGGGGACCAUAUGGGUUUGCUAACUGACCUAUAGCUAAACCUUAAAGUGUUUGUGUGUUUAUUCAUCGCUUUUAACGUUUCAAGACAGCCAAACACUACUACCCACAUUUUCUUAUGCAUUAAUCUCCAUGUGAGACAACUUAACAGUUACUGAAUUUUGUAAAUAUGUGAAUUAAAAAAAAAAUUUAGGUGGAUGCCUUGUUUUUGGUCUGCUUACUGCUCUUCUCAGCUUUAUUCAAUAAAUUUGCAUUUUGAGGAUUGCAUUGGCAAUUUUAACUUAAAAUGUGCAUCACAAUGGAAGGUGGCAUCUUUAUUGGAAGGGGAUGGAAAGACAAAGUUACCAUGAGGAGGGUCCGUAGACCAUGUACUAGAAAGACAUCAGCUCAGCCUCUAAGAUUGGGGUCUGUAGGCUAGUUAAAACAGAAACAAACUUUUAAAAUACCCAAAUAUUUAAAAUAUCCAAAAACAUUUUUAUACUUUAAUAAUAAUGUGUUGUGUUUUAGAUAGAAGUUUACACAGCAAAUUAGGUUCCUCUUAAACAAUUUUUAUACAGCUCAUUCCAUGCCAUUGGUUAGUUUCUACAACGUGUCAGUAUUCUCAUUAUUUCCAUUCUGUUUAUUCUGUUUCCAUCGAUCUAGCUUCCUUCCCCUCCUUGCCUUCUCAUCUUUGCCUUUGGGUAAAUGUCGACUGUUUGGUCUCAUAUAGUUAUUUGUUUAAGAGAGCACAUUAUUCACAGGUGAUAUUGUUUAUUUUAUAAGUAAAUCUAUUAUUUGGCUGAAAGGUGAUAUACAGAAAUAGCUUCAAAUCCAAGUUCAAAGGUUACUUUAGGCUGAUAGUCUCAGGGUUCCUCUAGUCUCUAUUGGUCUAGUAGAUCUGGCCUUUUUUAGGAAUUUGAGUUUUCUACAUUUUUCUCCCUUUCUGUCUGGGACCUUCUAUCGUGUCCCUGGUCAGAAUAGUCGGUAGUGAUAGCCCGGUGCCAUCUAGUUCUUCUGGUCUCAGGCUAGAGGAAAUUGUGGAUUGUGUAGGCUGUUAGUCCUGUGGACUAGUUUCUUCUUUGAGCCUUUGGUUUUCUUGAUUCUCUUUUGCUCAAUAUGAAUAGAGACUAAUAGUUGUAUCUUAGAUGGCUGUUCACAAGUUUUUAAGACCCCAGACCCUACUCACCAAUAUAGGGUGUAAAAAUGGCAUGGGGCAGCAUCUGACCUCCUCUAACUUCACUAGGGGGAGAGAGAAUCACCACCAUCAUCAGUGCAAAGCUGAUUCCUAUGAAGCGGAAGUCAGGCAUACUUCUUCUCACCAACCUUUUUACCAACACCAGCCAUCCCUCCCAUGGCACUUUCUGCUUUUCUGCUGAGUUUGAUAAUUCAUUGCAAUGACCCCACGGAACUCACAGAUAAUACUACAGCUAUGGUGUUUAUUAGGGAAGUAAUAGGUUGUAGCUCAGGAUACGGUUCUUUGAUCAGGACAGCUUCUCAGCCAUGAGAGCAGGUGGACAUCUCUCUGGCCCUCAGCCCCUCAGCCCCUUGGCCUCUGUCCUGCUCAGGAGAGUGUUACAAAGCAUUUUUAGCUCCACCAGUAAGUGCCUAAGAGGCAGCCCACUCCGCCAGCAAGCCUUCUGCCCAAAAGUGCUCAACUCUCUUGGCUGAUAGGCAAUUCAUAGUGACCCUAUAGGACAGGGUAGAAUUGCCCCCAUAGGGUUUCCAAAGAGUGCCUUAGGGAUUCGAACUGCCGACCUUUUGGUUAGCAGCUGUAGCUCUUAACCGCUACACUACUAGGAUUUCUACAACGACAAUAAAAAAAAACCUCCCAAAUCAUUAGUGUCUUAACAAAAUCCUACUGAAGGCAGAAUAUGUACUGGCCCGAGGUAGAUGCAACGGUGAAUAAGAGCUAUUGUCUUUCUCUCACAGAGCCUAAAAUCCAGUGGGGAAGACGUUCAGAAAUUAAGUAAGCAAUAUAAGUGUGAUGAAAUUCACAAAAUAAAGACUAGACUCAGUGAUCUGACAGAGACUGGAGGAACUCCCGAGACCAUGGUCACCAGACACCCUGCUAACUCAGAACUGAAGCCACUCCCAAAGUCCACCUUUCAGCCAAAGAUUAGACAGGCCUAUAAAACAAACAGGAAACCCUGGUGGCGUAGUGGUUCAGUGCUACAGCUGCUAACCAAAGGGUCGGCAAUUCGAACCCACCAGGCGCUCCUUGGAAACUCUAUGGGGCAGUUCUACUCUGUCCUAUAGGGUCGCUAUGAGUCGUCGAAUUGACUCGACGGCAUUGGGGUUUUUUUUUUAUAAAACAAACAAUAACACGCAUGAGGAAUGUGCUCCUUAGUUCAAACAAGUGUAUGAGACCAAAUGGGCAACACUUGCCCAAAAAACAAGACAAGAAAGCAGAAAGGGACGGGAAAACUGGAUGAAUGGACAUGGGGAACCUGGGGUGAAAAGGAGGAGAGUAUUGACGCGUUGCAGGGACUGCGACCAAUGUCAGAAAACAAUUUGUGUAUAAAUUUUUGAAUGAGAAGCUUUUGCGCUGUAAACUUUCAUCUAAAGCACAGUGAAAUUAAAAAAUAAUGUGAUGAAAUGUACAAAGCAGGGAAAAACCAGGUGUCAUUCUGUUGGCUCCGGGAGGUACGCUGUGAGGGGUUGGAGUGGUCUGGAGUGCUGCCAGCAGGGUGGUGAGGAACUUGGGGAGAGAAAACCCAGGGCACAGAGGAGAGCUACCUUCAUAUAUCCGAAAGGCUGGUGGGUGGAAACAGGCUUAGCCUUUAUUUAUGAGUGUUGUGUUGUGAUUAAAGGUGUGCACCUUGUUCAGGCAGAGCAGAGCUCGAGUCCCAGCUCAGCCACUCACCUGAUGACUGACUGUAUGCAAAUGAACUUAACCUUUCUCAGAUCUAGUUUUUUCAUCUGUAAAAAAUAAACAAAUAAACAAACAAUUGCUGUUGAGUUGACUAUGACUCAUGGUGACCCCAUGUGUGUCAGAGUAGAACAGUGCUCCAUAGGGUUUUCAGUGACUGAUUUUUUGGAAGUAGAUUGCCAGGCCUUUCUUCCAAGGCACCUCUCAGUGAACUCAAACCUCCAACCAUUUGGUUAGCGGUCUAACACUAUCUGGGGGCUUCUUUUUCAUCUGUGAAGAAGGGAUGAUGAUACCUCUUCGUGAGAGUGUUGUGAAGAGUCAAUGAGAUAACAUAUGUAAGGCAUGUAGUCCAUUGCCUGACAGUAACUAUUAUUACUAUUAAGUGGCUCCACAGGGUAGAAAAACAGCCAGUGGGUAAAGGAGACAGACUUAGGCUCACCAUAAAGGACCAAUUUUCUACGAGUCAAAGCUGUUCAAGGGUGAGACGUUAGCUGUGUGAAGGGAUACGCUCUCCUUCACCGCAACUGUUCAGGCAUUGACUAGACAUGAGCACAUGGACCUGCAGCAACAAAAUCACCUAAAAAAAUCCAGAGACCUAGGCCCCACCCAGACCUGCUGAAUGAGGAUCUUUAGGGAUGGGGCUUGGAAAUCUGUAUUUUUAACAAGUGAUCCAGAGGCAGAUGUAGAGCCACUGGACCAGGUGAUCAUUUUGCUGGAGGCGGACAGUGAACUGAAGCCUCUCUGGUCCUGAAAUACUAGAAUUCCGUGAGUAUCUUGUGAUGCUUCUUGCACAAGGCUCUGGUUUGGAACAGACACUGGAGUCUCUGGGUGGUGCAAAUACUUAACGCGCUUGGCUGCUAACCCAAAGGAUGGCGGUUCGAGCACACCCAGAGGGGUCCUGGAAGAAAGGCAAAGCUAUUUCCAAAAAAUCAACCGUUGAAAACCCUCUGGAAGGCAGUUCUACUCUGACACACUUGGGGUCGCCGUGAGUCAGUGUUGAUUUGAUGACUGGUUUUGGGUUUUUUGUAAUAUUUAUUGGCUUUCUUUUCUCCGGACUUUUCUCCCUCAAAGCAAGCCACUCUUUUGGCCAAAUGCUCAGUGUCAAGGUUCAUUGCUAGUAUGAAAUUACCUAGUAUAAAGAGCAAGUUUUCUUGGGCUGGAGGGGAGAGAUUGGGCUGACCAGUUCUUGCAGGUUCAGGACCGCCCGAGUUCCCUCUUCAGAACUUCUUAGGUUCAAAUUUUGACUCAGCCAUUUACUGACUUUGUAACACUGGGAAGCAAUUUAGCCAUUCGAUGCCUUGGUGUCCCCUUCUCUUAAGGUUGUUAUAAAACUUUCUAUGUCAUGAGGUCAUCGUGAGAAUUAAAUGUGUUCGUACAUAUAAAACACUUAAGAGAGCGCCUGGAAUGAAGGAUGUUUUCCAUAACUGUUAACUGCUAUGGUCAUCAUCAUCCUUAUCCUUAUCCUUAUCCUUAUUACUACCUUACUACAAUUUCCAGCCAUCUGAGUCUCUGAGGUGUGGAGUCCUUCCUGGUGAAGAAUGAGAGUUGGAGUGAAUCCUCAGUUAUUUCACACCAUUGUAUGCUGGCUGAGUCAGCGGCAAUCGGAUGACUCCUGUGCACCCUGGUUGCCUGAGGGAAGGGAGUCAGCUCAGUGGGUCCCUCUUUCCCACGGUGGUACAUCUGAGGCCAUGGAGCCAGAAGCAAGGAUUGUCUGAGGAAGACAACAUGGCGAUGGCUUCCCAGAGCUCGCUUUGCCUUUUCCCUUCCCCGGGAGCACGCUCCUCUCUCAGGUUUCCUUCUCCAUGUUUCGCAAGUCAUUGGUGCCUUGGUGUAGAUGGAGGUUUCAGUAUGUCUGUCACUCUACAAACACCUCUGAAAAGGGUGUACCCAUAGAGACCAGGACUUAGAGGCAGAGGGUAGCACAGGCUUAACUCUUGCUGCAAGACCGCCUGGCUCAGAUUCCAGCUCUGUUGUGUCUAAGUUUUGUGAGCUUGGGCAAGUUUUGGAAUAUUCUGGUGCUUCAGUCUUGUCAUUUAAAAAAAAAAAAAGUUGCCUUUCUGUCGACUCUGACUCAUGGUGACCCAGUUGCAUCACAGUAGAACUGUGGUUUUCAAUGGCUGACUUUCUCAAAUGGUUUUUAAUGGCUGACUUUUUGGGAAGUAGAUUACCAAGCCUUUCUUCCAAAGAGCCUCGGAAUGGACUCAAACCGCCAGGGAUUCCUUCAUUUUUGAGACAGUGUGAUGGAUUGAAUUGUGCCCCCCUCCAAAUGUGUGUCACUUUCAUAGGUCAUAAUUACUAGUACUGUGUGGUUGUCUACCAUUUUGUAAUCUGAUGUGAUUAUCCGAUGUGUUGUAAAUCCUACCUCUCUGAUAUUAAUGAGGCAGGAUUAGAGGCAGUUAUGCUAAGGACUGGACUCAGUCUACAAGAUUAGGUUGUAUCUUGUGUCAAUCUCUUUUGAAAUGUAAAAGAGAAGCGAGCAGAGAGACAGGGGAAUUUCAUACCACCAAGAAGGAAGUGCUGGGAGCAAAGUGUGUCCUUCGGACCCGGGGUCCCUAUGCUAAGAAGCUCUAAGACCAGAGGUACCUUCCUCCAGAGCCAACAGAGAAAGCCUCAUCCUGGAGCUGGCACCCUGAAUUCAGACUUCUAGCCUCCUAAACUUGCCAACAAUAUGCCCAAGCAGGUUGAAGUGCGAAUGCACGACAGCCACCUCACCUCUGAGGAGCCCACGCACCGGCACCUGGGCCUGCGCUUGUGUGACAAGCUAGGGAAGAAUCUACUGCUCACGCUGACAGUGUUUGGUGUCAUCCUGGGGGCAGUAUGUGGAGGGCUUCUUCGUUUGACGUCUCCUAUCCACCCUGAUGUGGUUAUGUUAAUAGCCUUCCCAGGGGAUAUACUCAUGAGGAUGCUAAAAAUGCUCAUUCUCCCUCUAAUUAUCUCCAGCUUAAUCACAGGGUUGUCGGGCCUGGAUGCUAAAGCCAGUGGCCGCUUAGGCACAAGAGCCAUGGUGUAUUACAUGUCCACAACCGUCAUCGCUGCUGUGCUGGGAGUCAUCCUGGUCUUGGCCAUCCACCCAGGGAAUCCCAAACUCAAGAAGCAACUGGGGCCUGGGAAGAAGAAUGAUGAAGUGUCCAGCCUGGAUGCCUUCCUAGACCUAAUUAGAAAUCUCUUCCCUGAAAAUCUUGUCCAAGCCUGUUUUCAACAGAUACAAACAGUGACAAAGAAAGUCCUGGUGGCACCUCAGUCGGACAAGGAGGCCAACGCAACCAGCGCCGUCGUCUCCCUGCUGAACGAGACUGUGACUGAGGCGCCUGAGGAAACGAAGAUGGUCAUCAGGAAGGGCCUGGAGUUCAAGGACGGGAUGAAUGUCUUAGGUCUGAUAGGGUUUUUCAUUGCUUUUGGCAUCGCCAUGGGGAAGAUGGGAGAGCAGGCCAAGCUGAUGGUGGAAUUCUUCAACAUUUUGAAUGAGAUCGUAAUGAAGUUAGUGAUCAUGAUUAUGUGGUACUCUCCUCUGGGUAUCGCCUGCCUAAUUUGUGGGAAGAUCAUUGCAAUCAAGGACUUGGAGGUGGUUGCUAGGCAACUGGGAAUGUACAUGAUAACGGUGAUUGUGGGCCUCAUCAUCCAUGGGGGCAUCUUUCUCCCCUUGAUUUACUUUCUAGUGACCAGGAAAAACCCUUUCUCCUUUUUUGCUGGCAUUUUCCAAGCAUGGAUCACUGCCCUGGGUACCGCUUCCAGUGCUGGAACUUUGCCGGUCACCUUCCGUUGCCUGGAAGAAAAUCUGGGGAUUGAUAAGCGCGUGACCAGGUUUGUCCUCCCUGUGGGAGCAACCAUUAACAUGGAUGGCACAGCCCUUUAUGAAGCAGUGGCCGCCAUCUUUAUAGCCCAAAUGAAUGGUGUUGUCCUGGACGGAGGUCAGAUUGUGACUGUGAGCCUCACAGCCACCCUGGCGAGUGUCGGUGCUGCCAGCAUCCCCAGUGCCGGGCUGGUCACCAUGCUCCUCAUUCUGACAGCUGUGGGCCUGCCGACAGAGGACAUCAGCCUGCUGGUAGCUGUGGACUGGCUGCUGGACAGGAUGAGAACUUCAGUCAAUGUUGUGGGUGACUCUUUUGGGGCUGGAAUUGUCUAUCACCUCUCCAAGGCUGAGCUGGAUUCCAUUGACUCCCAGCACCAAGUGCAUGAAGACAUUGAAAUGACCAAGACUCAAUCCAUUUAUGAUGACAUGAAGAACCACAGGGAAAGCAAUUCUAAUCAAUGUGUCUAUGCUGCACACAACUCUGUCAUAGUAGAUGAGUGCAAGGUAACUCUGGCAGCCAACGGAAAGUCAGCCGACUGCAGCGUUGAGGACGAGCCUUGGAAACGUGAAAAAUAAGGAUAUGCCUCUCAGCAAAUUCUUGAAUAGACUCCCCAGCGUAUCUUAUGGUAAAAGAUGAUAUAAAGAUUAAACAAGCUUUCUUUAAAAAAAAGGAAAAAAAAAAACCCCACAUUAUAUUCCUAUGUUUACUUAAUCUGUUAGCUGAGGCUUAGAGGAACCAUUGUGAGUUGGUGAUGGUAGGCACGGUGCUGUGUCUUUGCCAAAUAAUGCUUCAUAACUGUCUAACUUUCUCAUAUGUAUUACUGUUUGAAUGGAUGCUGCUGGAGGAGUCAGUUUGAAUGGGAGACACAUUCUUGCCUGCUUCCCCUUUCUCUCAAGAUGCAGAAAUGUGGAUGCCCUUUUCCCAGGGGAUGCAACUGAAGCAGUGCGGUACACUCCAGGGACUCGGGAUAAUGAGCAAACUCAGUGUGUUAUUCCUUAAAGUAUUCUCCGUGUCUCAUCUUGUUAUGCACAAGAGAUUUUGUUAGAAGCCUCUAGAAGUAAUUUCCUUUAAACGUCUUGUAGAGUUUGGCACAUGUGUUGAUUAAAAGCAAGCACCUGUCUUAGGGAACUCUGACAAAUCAUUUUCAGUAGCCUCUUUGAGUUAAAUGUUUCAACGUUUUAGUGGGAGCCAUAGUCUUAAAGGCAGUUGUGUAUGGAGCUCACUGUGUCUCUACCCUACUUUGUGUAGUUUGUAUGAAUAAUUAUUGAAAGUUCAAAGUAUGUUUAUAAUUAGGGAUAAAUAUGAUAAUGGUUAGGAAGUAAUUUAUACAUGACCACUGCAUAUAUUGACAAAAAUAAAGCACAGUCAAUAUAAAUUUUAACCAGAUUCAUCUAUAAAAAUUUGUUUAUAUUUGGUUUGCGUUUCGCCUGGCAUAGUGAAAUCAAGUAAGAUUGUUUGAUCUCUGUUUCACUUUCUUGUUUCACUCCUAAGAUCCUUGUUUGGGUUCUAACGAAAGAGACACUUUUAAUCCCCAUCUGGUUGAGUCAUAUUCUCAUCAACCUAGAAGGCCUCAUCAUUUUACAGUCCUCACAUAUGGAGGACAGUUGUGUUGGCUGUGCAUCUUUUAAUAACAUCUCUUAAGAAAAAAAAAAAACUAGUAUUUAUCUAGUAUGCAGAAAGCUUUUUGUUAUAUUAUGUCAAAGCAUAUAAAACUAGUUACAGGACAUAGUUGGAAGCACAGCCAGUCUUUUCUCCAACCUUCUCUGUGCAAAGGAACAGAAAACAAGCAUGUGCGAAGUCCUAUAAAGGUAACACUCCUACGGCAGAGUCUAAACAGCCUUAAACCAUGAAGUGGGAUAACUCUACACAAUGCAACACAGGAGAUCUUUUCACGGCUAUGAAAGUUUGAAGGAGUAAACCAUAUAUAAUUGGAGAAGCGCAAUGCCUUGCAUGCUGUAGGCACCCAGUGAAUUCUUAUUGAUGGAUUAUACAAGUUAAAUUUUUUAAUGUCUCUACUAUCAUUUACUAUUGGAUAGCCCACAGUAUUUUCCUAGGUUGCUGGGUUUGAGAGUUUGUUGAGGACUUGAAUAUGAAUCGUUGAUAAAUAUAGCACAUUCGACUCUAAGGAGUAUGUAGAACUUGACCCACAGGUGGGAGCAUGUCAUCCAAAGCCAGCAGAUAAAUGUGGAGAUAUUCAUGAAUAGUCAUAGAAUGCAACUUGUCUGAGGUGAGGGUGUUAUUGACAUCACAUACCCUGUAAUACCAACUCCUUCUGACUCCUCUCUUGUAACUCAGAUGCCUUUGGAACAUACAAAAGAUGUGAGAUCCAGUAGUUCUUGUCUCUCAAACACCAGUUAUUUUUGGAGAAGGAUUGCUAUUGAGCAGUAUUAAGCAGCUUUUUUACUUUUUUUUUUGUUUUUGUUUUUAAAGAAUGGCAUUAGUCUUUAUUUUCAUUAGAUGCCAGGUUAUCAGGUAGCCGAGGAUGUGCUGAAAUGUAGUAGCGGAAAAUGCAUACUUUAGAGCAAACCUUGUGGGCUAAGGGGACCUGUAUUUAGCUAUGAAACUGGUAACGGUUGUCUUAACUCAAGUGGUGCUCCCAAGAGCGUGUUUAUGGUGAGUAGAAGAAUCUAGACAAAGCAUCUAGGAGUUGUUGUUGAAGGUCAGCUUUAUGCUUGUAUACACUGACAUGUUUCUCAAUGAGCUGUCAAACCCUGAAUCCCAAAAUGUAUUCCCAGAGGAUUGUCUUCCCAGUGCUCUGCCUGAAAGUCUUUCCAGUUUGUUUUAUCUUCAGUUUUUUUUUCCCCCCUUAACUAUCCUGUUAGCCUAUAAAUACAUAAAGGGACAAUAUGUUCAAAAAAAAUUAGGUGCAUAAAGGCUAACAAAGCAGACUUUUCUGAUUUGAGACUCUGUGCAGUAAGUCUCAUUAAAAUAUACUUAGAAAAUCACCCUUAGCUGGAAAGGCAAUAAAUCAUGUUAAAAAUAAACAAUUUCUAAAAUUCAAGACUAGCAUAAAAAUCCAGGAUGUAUGUAGAGCUGAUAUAUGAAUAUACACUCUGGUUUUUUAGGUCUUGUUCAUUCUUCCAAUGCCACACCCAUUGGGGUUUUCCUUGCCCAGCAUAUGUGCCAUAAACAGAACAAAUGGAUCCAGAGUAUACCUCUAAUGACGUUUUUGUAAAUGGGAUAUGUAUAACCUGUCAGUUAUAUGCAGAGAUUUAUAUUAAUAGAUCCAACACAGAUAGGAAUGCUUGUUACAGUCCAUUAAUAUUUGAUAAUACAUAAAUGUUAUAUUUAUAUACAGACAUAGCAGCAGAUACACGCACUGCAUCAUGUUAGAGGAAACUGGCCUUUAAGUCAGUGCUUUGGCAACACCAUUUUGUAAUAGACUCGUUCACCUCUUUUUAGGAAUCAGAGAAUCAUUUCAAGAGUAAACCAACUAAAUCAACUUUUAAUACUUCCCUUUCUCAUUUUUUGCCCUUUGGGGAACCCAAGUGGAAUCCCCAUUUGAUUAUCUACUGAAAUCCAGUGGAUCAAAUCCCAUCAGUGAGAACAAUGAGUUAUCUCUCAAGGUAACGCUUUACCUCAGAGCUUUCAGGAUGUGCCUCUCUAUGCAAAGAGCAAGGAGCCCUAGUGGCACGAUGGUUGAGUGCUUGGCUGCUAACUGAAAGGUCAGCAGUUUGAACACACCAGUGGCUGCUCCCAUAAAGAUUUCUGCCUUAGAAACCCUAAGGGGGCAGUUCGACUCUGACCUAUAGAGUCGCUAUGAGUCGGACUUGACUUGAUGGCACGCAACAACAACAACAUGCAAAGAGCAUCAGAGAAUCAAGACAAUCAUUUAGAUUGUACAGAUCCUCAACACAGGACUUUAGGUGACAAUGUCUGCACCAAAAUAGCUACCGGAUUCAAUCCUUUACUUCAUUUUCGGUGUGAAAAGACAGCCUAUAGUCUGAUCACUGCCUGAGGAAGUUACCAUGCCCCACGGUAGACAAAUAUUUUACUUCUUCUUCUCUCUAAUCACUAGUCAGCUAGAUGUUCAUGAAAGCCUAAAGAAAGAGUGCCAAGAUGCUGGAUUUAGUUGUGGAGGCUGAGAAGGACUUAGGGGAAAUUCAGUUCAUGGGGAGAUAUACCCCUGUUAGGUGAUGCCAGAAAUCACAACGACCAUUUGAUGAGAGGAUCUCUGGUCAUUUCCACUUGUGCAUGGGGGAAGUAUGCUGUUCACAAAUGUAUCUAGUCAGGAAGCCCUUUCAGAGUAGAUGGGUGGGGUAACUCAUCUACUGGGCCCAGAAAGGAAACCCAAUCCUAUCAUGUUUUGUAAAUACCAUACUUCCGUUUCCUGUCAAUAGUAAAAGUCAGGUUUUAAUAUUUCACUUUUGUCAGAAUCAAGGUUUCUACAUGUGCAAUAUUUUCCCAUUAAAUACAGCAAUAAAUCCAAGUACGAACGCACAUGUCUCCAUAGUUCAGACUCUUGGCGAACAAGUCUCAGCACUGUGCCUGGUUUGAUGACUAAAAGUACUUAGCAUUUAUACCCAGUGGAGGCGGUCCUUCCCACUUCACUGCUCUUUAACUUUCCGAACCAUACUGCUGUCUAGGUUGCUGGUUUUGCUUUGCUUAUUCUACAGUUAAACUCAUUCCAAACCAAGAAAAAGGACCAAAUGGGAUUUUCAAUGACUGUGACUCUUGCUCUUCAAAUAAGGAUAUUAUGGUCUGGGGGCCUAAGAAGAUUAAAAUAUAACAAAGAGCUUGAAAGAAUUCUAAAGUGAGAAUUUUGUAAAUCUAGUUCUCAGGGAAGAUUCAUGGUCUCAUUAUCUGUAGCGAUUUCUUCUGGCUAAAACCUAGAAGAAGGGCCACUGAGUGCCAGCUCAGACAGGUGGCACUAUAGACAGAUUGAUCUUCCUGGGUGAAAUGAGUUAGAAGCUGCCCCUGAAACAUUUGUUAUGGUUUUCUCCAAGGGGAAACUCAAUUUUCUUGUCCUUUCUUCCUAUUCCACUCAUCAUUGCUGCUGCUUAUAAGAGAGCCAAUUCUAUAAAGGACCAUAUUAUGUUGGUACAAGGGUUGGCUUUAGAAUAGAUGACAGGGAAGCUUAAUUAGACAGUAUAUAAUUUCAUAGCCCAAAACAGAAAAUUCAGUUAAGGACAUAGAGGUGAUGAGAAGCAUCCUGAUCUGGCGGAAGAAACAUCGGGAUUAGACUCUGCCAAUUUUUAGCCGUGUGACUUACACAAGUCACUUUACCUCCAAACCUCAUUUUUUCCCAUUUGUAAAGCAAAGAGUGUAGAUUAAAUGGUUAAAACCUCUUUCCAGCUUGAUUCUGGCUUUAAUUUAUUCUUUCUUAAGGGGCUUUCUGCCGCAGAAUAUUACUUAUAUUUUAAGUUGGAGGAGCCCGCAAUAACGAUCUAUAAAUUUUUCUCGUUCCCUUUGGGGGAAAUUAAAUUCAAGCCUCUAUUCACUUGAUUUUUUACAACAAAUUGGGAAGAUGGCCAUGUGAAUCAACAGCGUGGUAUUUGGGGACACAAACAGACAUCCUUUUAUAAAAUUGCCCUUUACUUAAACUCCCUGUCCUAAUACAAGUAGCAGUUUAGCUCAGGGAAGAAUGCAUGCUUCUGGCAUCACGGGAGAGGACUGGAUGAGUGUAGAGCCUCACCCAAUCUCUUACAUCAUUUGUGCGGUAGCAACAGAGCCCACUCUGAAUACCCAAAACACCCAAUUUCGUCUGCAAACAAUCCUAAUUGCCAAGCCAGUAUGGGAAUUUGGGAGCCUUUGGCAAAUAAACUUGAACACUCUUAUGAAAUUCGGUGCAAGCUUGCACAGUAAAUAGCAACUGUCUGUAAAUACCUUCCCGCUACCACUUGUGUGCACACAUGCACAACCAUUCACAGAGGAGCCUGGCCCAAGUCCUUUCUUUGGAGAGAUAUGCAGGAAUGUUUGAUGGAAUUCAUUUUCCAAUUUUUCUCCUGGUUUGCUUUUUGAUAGGCGUCACAUCGUGCGUGGAAAAGCUCUAACUUAUGGCAAUGGUGUUUUGCUGACUCUUCAAUGCUGAGGAGUUCUAGGGUGGAUGGCUUUGGGGGACAUCUCAGAAAAUCCAUGGUCUGCAAGUGCAUGUCACCAGCCAAGAUCUUUGAACAAUCUCUUGUACUUUCUGGUACUGCUGCUGCGGGCCAUUGCUUUCAUCAUUGCUCUUUGUCUGGACUUCUGCUAAGUAUGGAGUAGAGCUGGUGUUAUGUUGUGUGUAGCUUCCAUUUCCGGUAAAGACUUUGGUUCUUUAGAUGUGAGGAUGCCAGAUGUUACGCUAGGAUUAAAAGGAUGGUUGUUUUCCCCAUUAGUGCAGCCAGAUAAAGACGUUCUUAAUUGAUCCAUAUAAGAACCUAUAGAAAAGUGAGAAGAGUCCCUCAGUUCUUAUUUCAUUCACCCUAAAUAGCAUCCUGAAUGAUUCCUCAUCUGUCAGUUUUUUGUUUUGUUUUGUUUUUUCCCCUUUGUCCAGCCUUGCUUUGCCUUCCUACCUCUGGCCAAAUAUCCAUUUUCCUAUUUUUAUAGUCUUUCUGAUUGUUAUGCAGGGCCUUUUGUGCUGAGACUAAAAUCUGCUACUGGAAUAGAUCCCACUGUUCAGCAGAGCCAUCAUUUGACCCAGUGAGUGGGUAGCAACAGAUGCCCAGUUCCCCUAGAGACACCUCCAAUCCCUGGGUGAGUGUUGGAACUAGCAACUGACUGUGAGCUUUGUUAGCAUCCCCGGUGGAGAUGGGAUGAUGCAGUCAGAGCCUCGCUCCUUCUGGGGCUUGGUUUCUUCCCCUGGCAACGAGUUACCCUGCCUGGAAACAGCCUGUUGCCUUGUAGGGGAGAAAUGCGCACAGAAUUACUAGCCAAGGAGGUUGGUUCAGCACAUCUCUGAAGUUUCUCCCCUGUGGAGAGAAUUCCCUGAAAUGUAUGAUCAGAAAGCUAUUUGCUUAAUGCUCUGGAAGAGUUCAUUUUCUUACUAGGAACUCACCCUUCAGCAUCUGGGUUUUUCUGCCAGUCACCUUAAUGCCCUCUCUUCCUCCUUCUCCUAGCAAACCUCAGCACUGUAUCUCCACGCUUCACAGCAUGGAUCAGAUUAUCUGAUCACUGUAGAAAUUUGUAUAUAAAAUGCUACCUUGGUGAGGAUUUUUGUAUAUUGUUUUUCUAUUUGUUUUCUACAGUUUGAGGAGAGAGCUGGCAAACUGUGAAUCUACUUUGAUUUUGCUGCCAGCAAAUAUAUUUUGGCUUCCUGGUAAGAAUCUAUGUUACCAGGGACAAUAUAUUGCCCUCUGAUCAGUAUUGUACCCCAAACCCACAAAUUCCUCCAGCCUAAUCUUACAUUCUUGUUUAAAACAAAUACCCAAGCCUCUUUGCUAUUAUUUAUAAAGAGCAUGAGAAAAUGUAUUUCUACUCCUGGAUGUUAUAAGUCCAAUAUUAAUUUAGCCUUUAAUAAUGUUAUAGGUUUUUAUCUAUCCUUCAGAAAUCAUGAAAAACUCAGUGUACACUGAAUGAAUCUAUUUAAUAUUUGUAAUUUUGAAGACAGAUAUUUUCUUAUGGGAUUUUCCAUAUAGCCACACAUGUAGAAUUAUAACUCUCUGGAGCACAAGAAAUUUCUACAGCAAUUUACAGGUAUCGGUUGUUUCCUGAGCACACAGCCACACUUGAGAAAUUUCAGAACAUAGUCCUUAGUGAUGCAAUGAACAAAAUGACCAUUAAAAAAACAAAAAAGUUGCCAUCGAGUCAAUUCCAACUCAUAAUUGCUUAAAUUCCUUAGCUGGUUAGGAUAUACAUUUAAACAAGUAGCCUAUUUAACGAGAGGACUAGUGCUGACUCCUUAUUUUGGACACCAAGACUUGUUAUUCCAGCCAAGCAUUCCAAUUUUACUUUCCUCUAAGAAAGAUCAAGGACAAGGUGAUAGCAGAGAAAUCAUUCCUCUAUCAGAAUCCCUCAUGCCUUCCUAAUUGUUUUAUGUGAAAGUUGGCUUAGGAAAACUCUGAGUGGCAGAGACUGGAGGGUGAACGCUAGGCAGCAAAUCAGGACAGAUUUGUUGCCAUUAAUUCUUGCCAAGCAAAAUGGUAGUAAAUGUCACAUUGUUAUAUGAAGUGAGCACAUAUUUUUAAGAAAACAUUCAGUACCAGCUAUGAAGCAAUACCCUAUCACUGGCGCCUGGAGGUGGAGGUGUACGGUCACAUUUGAAACUGUUCAGAAGAAGCCCAGGUGAAUUUGUCCUCAGGUAAAUAACAAACUAUAUAACCUCCCCCCAAAAGGCAAAUCAGUAGCCACUACGAAGAUAAGGUGUCUUCCUUCAGCCAAACACACUUCCUGGUAUGGUUGGUAGGGCUCAUAUUUUUGCCAAGGUCUGUGUUUUAAGAAAUAGUUGGUUACGUAGAAAGUGUACUGGUAUGUAUUUGAACCUGCUCCUCAUUAAGUAAACAAAUUAGGUGUAUCCUUAACUGGCAAUGAUUGUCUCUGUGGUUUUCAAGUACAGGUAGCUGUCAAAGCAUGAAGUUCUGGUGUGUACACGCUGACACUUGGUUCACGCAUGAAGAACAGUGCCUAUGCACUUUGUGUAGCUAUACAGUAGGUAACUAUGUGUAAUUUCAGUGAAAUGGUGUAUAGAUGUAUUGUAAUUUAAUGUAAAUGUUAUUUUUUGGCUGUUCAUCUAAGUGCAGUAGACAUGUUGAUUGGUGUUUUGAAAACCCUUCUUUUCUUUCUUAGACACCUAGCGGUGAAUCAUUUCUCCUCUUUGGUAAUGUGAUUUGAGGAUACGUAUGAGUGAGGAACUUAUCCGUGAGUCCUUUGUACUGAUAAUUGUUUGAAAGUCUGUGUGAGUGUCCAGCACCUUUGUAAAUACACAGUUCAGAGCAGUGGUGGGGUGGAUGUGUGUCCAGGUUCUUAGUGAAUGGUCAUCUCACUUGUGUAUAAUGCACAGUGAAUGUUUUCUAGGCUUAGGUAGGUUUAGAAUGAGGGCAUUCAUCUACAAUCCUCCUUCACUAGGUGGAUUGGGCUCAGAGUGGCUAAAGGUUAUUCUGUUCUUGUGUAUGUUAGCAUCAUGUCCUUAGGCAAGGGGCAGCCUCUCUGACUGUCAAGUACUAAUCGUGAUUUUCAUGAUUUAAGGAUUCUGAAGAGUCUUGUCCCCCUUGACUUCUUGAGUUAGGGCACAGAAGAAAUCCAUGUGUGUUUCUGCCAUACAGGCAAAACCCCAAAAAAGCACAGUUCUGUUAGGAAAAUGCACGGUUGUCUGUAGUAAGGCAGAACACUAAAAGCACGGGAACAGUCAGUGUGCAGCUUUGGAGUUUCAGGGCAGGGAACUGACAAAGCACAGAUCCCACAUAUGUGAAGGAAGAUACGACUUCCUGUACCUAAUAUGCUCUGUGUGUGUGUUUUGAGUGAUUGCAGAUGAGAUUAACUGUAAUUAUACACUUGCCUCCUAAAAGACUCAUUCUGUCUCAUUAUCACUAAAUGGAAUGCUGUGAGGUCUAUUGCUCCUGUAACCCCUUCUUCCUCUUCCCCAAGGACAGAAAAGAAAUGGUCAUGUGCUCUUGGGAACAUUGAGUGGCCCUCUCUUUUCAUGACAGAAGUGAAGCCUAAGAUAUCCCCCGAGAGCAUGAAGCACGUUCAUUUGCAGUGCUUUCUCCAGAUGACUGGGAUGAGGGGAUAUGGUGGACAGGCACUUUUUUCCUAGAAAAUGUGGCUUCUUCAACUCUUGUCAAAUUCUGGAUGGAAACCUUACUGAAAGGAAACUAGGCUUUAGGCAGGAUUCUUUUUGAAGAGUCUUGUAUGUGUAGAAUGAAAGAUAAGAUUGUUUCCCUCAGAUUCACAAUGCCCAUUGGUGUGAAGUCAUGUAACAUAAAGCAUCUAUGACACAUAGUAUUUAAAGACUAAUGAGUGCAAGAAGAUAAAAACUUCAGCUAAUUCUUGGGUUGUUUCUUAUAUACGGUACUAGGAAAUGCCUUGUCAGAAAAGCACAUUUUGGGUAGUUGGGUUCUCUUGUUUUCACCUUUAGCUUUCUAAGCUUUCCUACAAUGUGGACUUAUUACUGUAACCUUUCAUGUGUAAAAUAACUGGACAUUCUUUAUAUGCUGGAAAUAAUCUGUGAAUCCAAUAUUUCAUUAAGUGUUUUAACUUUUGUGUAUAUUUCUCUCAUCAAUAAAUGUGGAUUCAAAUUUCUCUUGAUAGCUGCCUCUUCUUCAAUUCUCAUUUGAGGCUAUUGUGGGUUAUACACUAAGCUCCUCGAGUACUCCUUUCAGAGAAGUUUGUGGAUGGAAAGCUACAAUGUCCUAGAUGAAUAGUUUCUAGGAACCCUAGAUAUAUAAGGAAGUCACAUCUUAUAUGAAAAUUAUUAUCUAAAAUUAGUGAGAUGGAGUAAAAAUGAUGUAUAAUCAAAAUUAUCCUAUGAAUCAGACAGAAUGGGCUUGCCCAAAAUAUCAGAAGCUUAAAAUACCCAAGGCUAUUUUUCACUCAUGUGAAAUUUCCAUCACAAGUUGGCUAGGAGACUCUGCUCUGUGUUGUCCUCACUCAGGGAGGCUGGAAAGACUCCAUCUCCAUACUUCCACACUUGUCAAUACUGGAAAAAAGGAGUAUGGAAAGUCUUACACUGACUCUUAAAGCUUCCUCCUGAAUGUUAUUAUGUACCUCACUUCUGCUCAUAUAUCAAUGGCCAAAGCAAGUCCCUUGGCUUCACCUAACUUCAUGGGUAGAGGUACGUGCAACCUUACUAGGUGCUCAGAAGGAACACUGGAGAUAGUAGGUGAAUAGCUGUAAUGACUAUAGGCCAUGAAAAUUCCUUAAAUUGUUUAUAAAGGAUAGUAUACAAGCAUAUAGUCUCUCAGUAGGUCCAACAGAACACGGUUUUCCUCUAAGAUUACAACAAAUCAUUACUCUGGAAGUAGGUGGCAAGAUGUAAGGGCUAUGUUAUGGACAUAAAAUGCAUGAUUUCCAGCAGUAGUAUCACACUCAGCAUGGCGAGAUUCUCACACAGCGAUGGAGAUAUGUACAGAAAUGGAGAAUCACUGAGAGAAUGGCAGAGCCUCUUUUCAUGUUAUUCGGCAUAUACCCAUUGAGUGAAAUGGCAGGCUGAUGGCCUAAAUUACUGGAGUUGUUUUCUCUCAUUCUUUUUUUUUUGGGGGGGGUGGUGAAAAGAAGGCCUGUAUUUGAUAUUAAGUAAGUAAUAUACAUAGAUGUGAUAUAUCAGUAUUCUUUUCACGAAUACUAGCCAUUUAUUCAAAUGCUUGGUGAAAAUGGAUACUUCAUUCAAAAAAACUUUCUCCCCUUGGAGUCAAGUCUACAUCACAUGCACAUUCAAAAUGUUAUUAAGUCUUAAUUACAGAAAAUAACUCAUCAGUAAAUUUGAGGCUUGCCAUUUUUUUAUUCUCUGUAAAAAUACAUAUAACACAACACAUGCCAAACUUAUCCAAUUUAGUGAAAUCAAUUAUAUCAGUCAUGUCGUGCAAUCAAUACCCUUUGACAAAUUUUUCAUCCUUAUGAACAAAAACAAGAAAGUCUUUAUUUUAAGAUAACAACCAGAAAUCAGACAUAAGGUAGAACUAUAAAUACUUUCAUAUGGGUAAAAUCUGAUCAAAAUCAACCACUCUUUCAGAGGAGGACCCAGCCAGAGAGAAAUGUGACUUUGCUUGCCCAGCGAAUUUCUUGACCUUCCUCCUACAUCAGAGGUGUUUACCCUUCCCUCGUGAGGGCCAGUUAAGUGGUGCUUUUACUCACCAUAACAAAAGAAAAAGAAUUUGGAGGAUGAGUAGAAAAAGAAGUGUUGUGUACUGGGAGUUAUGAAACAAGUGUUCAGAUUUCGGCUCAGUCACUAAAGAAUUGUGUAAACUUGGCCAAAUCCUUCACAAUUUGGAAGUCAUUUCAGCAUAUGUAAAAUUGGGGAUUGGGGUUAAAUAAUUUCUAAGCUCCUUUGGAACUCUGAAAUUUGUACUCUAUCACCCAGGUAAGUCAUUAUCGGUAUAGAUACAUUCUUUUCAAAAGCUUAUUAUCUUCUUAACAUAAUAUCUCACACAUACAAAUGAGAUAUGUAACCUGUAUCUAAGUUCCACCACCCAUCUGUCAGCUUGCCACGCGUGAUAGCGUGUGUGCUGCUGUGAUGCUGGGAGCUAUGCCACUGGUAAGUCCAAUACCAUCAGGGUCACUCAUAGUGGACAGGUUUCAGCAGAGCUUCUAGACUAAGACAGAUAGGAAGAAGGGCCUGGUGAUUUACUUCAGAAAAUUACCCAGUGAAAACCCUAUGGAUCACAACCCUCUAGGUUGCAAAGCACUACACAACAGCUGCCAAGAGUAGACUCAAGCUUACCAACGGCCACGAAGGUGACACAGGAGUGGGAAAUGUUUUGUUCUGUUGUACAUGGAGGCGCCAUGAGUUAGAGACAACUGGAUGGGAACAACAAUAUCUAAGUUAUAAUGCUGUGUACGCAGAAGCACACACAUCCGUUACCCAGUGCAAGGCUAGUGCAUCACGAAUAACUUGACCUUUGUGUUCUUCUCUUAUCGUAGCCUUGUGCUUUUCUCCCCAGAGGAAAAUGCUAUUUGGACUUUUGUGUUUAUCACUCCCCAGCUUUUUUAAAAAAUAAUUUUGUCACAGACAUAUGCAUGCUUAAACAAGCUGUGCUUUUUCCUUUGAGCUUUCUAAAAAGUAUCAUACUGUCUGUAGUGUUUUUGACCUCGCCCCUUUUUUACUCAACAUUGUGUUUCUAAGUUCAUCCACACUGUUACAAGUAACCAUUACAAGAACAUGUAGCAUUCAUUUUUACUGCUGUCUUAUAUUGCAAUAGUACACGAUAAACCACAUUUUUGUUUAUCCCUUUUCCUGGAGAUAAGACACUUGCCUCACUUCCAGUUGUUUUGCUAUGAUAAGCAGUACUACUAUGAACAUUAUUGUGUAUGUUUCCUGGGAGUAUAACCUAGAGAAACACUAAAAAAAUUAGAAUAGUGUUUGUGUGUUUGUAUAUGUGUGUGAUGUAAAAAUGUCAAUUCAAAUCUUCCACCAUUCGAGCAUGGCUCCUUCAGUGGGCAUGCCAUGGACCACCCUGGGCACCCCUAGUAAACCAUACACUGUUGGGUUGUCAUUUGGAGUCCAGCUUUCCAAGGGGGCUACUGAGCCAGGCAAAACCAAGCCAUUUUUAAGAGAGGAAUUUAAGUUUAGAACCUAAGCCUUAUUUCCUCAGGUUCACAUGGUAGUGCCUAUGAGCACAACUCUGAUGGUAGCUAGACAGGGCCAACUUCAUCUUCAAUCUCUUCUCUGAGCAAUAAUCUUCUAGACCAAGCAACUCCACCCUACUUCAGCAGGCUGUUUGCUCUGAUGCCAAUAGUUGUUUGACAGGGGAAAUUACGGGAUGUCAUCAGAAGAAACCCCUCCACUCCCCCCGAGAAUUGUCAGUAGCCCCUUCAGCUACACCCCUUUUCUGACCACGGAGGAUGGCAGAACCAUAAAGGACAGUGUCUCUGAAAACGAGGAGCUGUGUGGCUGCCACGAAAGGCAUUGAGCCUCUGGGUACCUCACUUUCCGGGUACAGAGUGACAUAAACAGGAAUCCAGGACGCUGUACACCAAAGAACCACAGGUUACAGAGGGUUCAGGUACCUUUAGGGAAGCUUAAUGGUGCACUCUACCCAUUUGUCACCUCUCAGCCCAGCUGGGAAUGCUUGGGUGGAGACGCCUACACAUUUGACGCGGGCUGCGGGAGGAUGGAAGAUUGUGGAGUUCCUGGCAAAAGCAUACGUAUUUUUAACUUUUACUCUUCUUCCUGGCAGUUCAUUAAGUUUGGUGAAUUCUGCCUCCCACUGAGGCAGUAAAAGGACAUACUCAAUUCUCAUGUCAUUGUAAGAAAAACUACGUUACAGAGUCAGGUUCAAAAUCCAGUGUUGACUGGAUUCCCACAGCUUGUCCAAAAAGAGUAUAAGGAGAAUAAAGCCAUCCAAAGUACAUGCUACUUUUACUCUCAAAUUCUUAAAAUCAGUGACUUUAAACUCUGACUAAUUCUGUGAGGAUGGAGAGGCAAUAAGCUGCACUAUAAAAGGGACAAGUUGGGCAAGCCCCAACUUUAUAACUAACUACGUGGCAAGGAUCAGCACAAAUCCAACUCUCACCCAGAAAUAGAUCCAGGCUUCCCUUUCCACAUCUCCACUCCUCAUAGUCAGCCACUUCUGUGGCAAAAAAAAUAAAAACAAAAAAAACUCUUAAUCUAGUCCCCUGGGACUGGGUCACAAACUAGAAGGACUCUAUCCUUCUUCAUUGACUGCCCAUGCAGCUUUUCUCUAACACCCAGCCACCCAGAGCUGGUGUCAUGGAUUGAAUUUUGUCCCCCCAAAAUGAGUGUCAACUUGGCUAGGCCAUGAUUCCCACUAUUGUGUGAAUGUACAGCAUUUUGUGAUCUGAUGUGAUUAUCCUGCUGUUGUAAAUCCUAACCUUUAUAAUGUUUACUAAGCCGGAUUAAAAAAAAAAAAAAGAUUAGAGGUGGUUAUAUUAAUGAGGCAGGAGUCAGUCUACAGGGUUAGGUUUAUCUUAAAUCAAUCUCUUCUGAGACAUAAAAGAGAGAAGGGAGCAGAGACAGAGGGACCUCCUACAACCAAGAACCAGGAGGGGAGUGCAUCCUUUGAACCCAGGGUACCUGUGCUGAGAAGCUCCUAGACCAAGGAAUGAUUGAUGACAAGGACAUUCCCCCAGAGCUAACAGAGAGAGAAAGCCUUUCCCUGGAGCUGGCACCCUGAAUUCAGACUUCCUGCCUCCUAGACUGUGAGAAAAUAAAUUUCUCUGUUAAGCCAUCCACUUGUGGUAUUUCCGUUAUAGCAGCACUAGACGACUAAGACAGCUGGGUCACACAGACUCUGUACUGCCAGCCCCUGCUGGCUCAUUCCUCCCAUGGGAUCCUUAAUUUUCUAGAAUGGUUCACAAAAUUCACAGGGACUAGAGGUACCCAUUCAUUGUAACCAGAAAGGAUACGUGCAAAGAGACCCAUUAGGCAAGAUUUGGGAGAGGUCCUGGCAUGCGGCUUCCAUGCUAUAUCCUCUCCCCUACAUGGAUGUUGUCACCGAUCAUGGAGUCCCCAAGGAGAGGUCCCAGGUGCCCUAGUCAUUGGAACCUCAAUGAAUAUAUAAUACAUGAUGUGGGCCUUAAUGCAUAUGAUCAAUUCAAUCAAUGAAUAUCAUGACUGCAGUAGGCUCCCCUUUCUUCCUAAAGUUAAUUUGCCAAAUGUAGCCCCUACUUGCCUGUCUAUUUUGGAAAACAAAGGCAUCUUGAUUGCUUGGGUUAUUUUCCGAAAUCAGAGUCAAGGGGCCAAACCAAGUUCUUUGUCCCAAAAAUUCCAUAAAGCAGACAAAACAUUAUUUUACUGUUUCCCAUCUCAACCAGGUCAGGAUGAAUAUACAAAACCUCAAUAUCUUUUUCUGUCCGUUAUUUGGAGUAAUCAGAUUUUAGCCUUCCAAAUAUUGUGUGGAAAAAAAGCGAGUUGCCUCCAUUUAAGGAAAAAAAAGGCAAAUAUAGAACUGUAGUCAUCUGUGGUACACUCCUUUGUUGCAUGCAUGAUCUGGCUCCCCGGGAAUUCUCUAACUGCUUCUGUCACUUCUCAAAUGUUUUCCAGGCUGGAAUAACAAACUGCUCAUGGGAGAAGCCAUGGAAUUUUCAAAUAGCCUUUUGAAUGAAAAGUUCAGUUGGAGCAGCCGCCCUUCUCCAGUUGCUUACUCUCCUGAUCCUAAAUUUUCCUCUCAGUUUAUUGAAGAGGACAACUAUUAUUCCAAAUUAUAAGACUAGAAGGAAGGAUCCAAGAAGGAGGUUAUCUGAAGCUUGUUGUGUUCUAGUUGUUAUUGUUAGCCACCAUUAAUCUGGCUCUGAUUCAUGGCAACCUAAUGCACAAUGGAACAAAACAAGGCCCAGUCCUGUACCAUCCUUAAGAUUGGUUGUGGACUGAACCAUUGUGAUCCACAGGGUUUUCACUGGCUGAUCUUUGGAAGUAGAUCUCCAGGCCUUUCUUUUUAUUCCGUCUUAGUCUGGAAGAUCCACUGGAACCUGUUCAGCUUCAUAGCAACACACGAGCCUCCAGUGACAGAUAGGUGGUGGCUGUACACGAGGCACGUUGGCUAGGAGUUGAAGGGGAGAAUUCUACAACCAAACCAUCCACACCCUCGUGUCUGAAGCCUAUCCAAGUCAACUGAUAUCCUCAUAUAAAAUGAAUUAGAGGUAAAACAGUGGCAAACCAAAGUUAAUCCUGGUUCUGUCCUUUUCCCGGCUAUGGGCCAUUGGAUUAUUUACAUAGCCUCAAUUUCCUCAUCUAUCGAAUAGGACUAAUAAAGUGCCUAUGAUGUAGGAGAUUUGACAAGAGACCAUCUACAAAGUAGUUAACAAAGUACUUGGCACAUAGCAAGGGCUCAGUCAGUGGUAGCUAUCAUCACCACCAUCAUCAUCACUAUUAUUAUCCUUAGCAUUAUCAGUGACAAGUUCCUUGUGACUAAGCUGGAAGAAGGCAGGCCUCUUCUCCCCCAGUUUGGACUUUUUUCCCAAUUGUACCACGUGGGCCCCAGCAUGUUACUCAGAGCUCAGCUGACCCCCUGAGAAUCCGAGCUGUGUUAAUACACCAUGACCUCCCCUGACCUAGCCUGGGGUGACCACUUCUUUAAUCCUAGAGAAACUCCUUGGGCAUCACGUGCUUAUGCUAGUUAAUGUUCCAGAUGCCCCGCUAUACUUUCUUCUGUUUUUUGCCAAGGACCUGAUGUUUGGCAGUGAGGAAAGGCACUGAUUUCUUCAGGGAAAAGAAGUGAAUCUCAGCCUGGCCAAAGUGGCCUCUUACUGGGAUGGGAGCCUAGCUGUCCCUUCCAACAGGCAACAGAACAUCCAGACACGAAGCAAUUCUUUUCUUCACUUGAGAAUUCCCCUCGGGGAGUCCCCAGCUCACAGCAUUUUAUGUACCAGGGACAGAUAUCACGAGAAAGGCUGGUUCUGUGGAAUGUGCUCAGCCCACUAGGACCCUCCAGAGCUCCUUGGGUAGGUUUAUUUCCAGUAUCUUCCCUUCCCAUCAUCCCUUUCUCUUUUGCCCUGUCUUCAUUCACAAAUGAAGUUAGGUUUCUCACUCAACAGUUCCAAGAACACAACUUGUGAAAAACUUCGUCUAGCUUUUUGGUUUAGGGAUCUUACCCAUUGCUAUAUUAGAAUCAUCCCCAAAUGAUGUCCCUUCUUGGUUUUCAGUAGCUUCAGGGCACUACUGCUUUCUUAAAAAAAAAACUCAUUGCCGUUGAGUUGAUUCUGACUCAUAGCAACCCUAUAGGACAGAGUAGAACUGCCUCAUAGGAUUUCCAAGGAGCACCUGGUGGACUUGAACUGCUGACCUUUUGGUUAGCAGCCACAGCUCUUAACCUCUAUUGCCACCGGGUUUCCAGUGCCAUCUUAGGAGCCUGCUAUUUAUUAUUAAUAGUAGCUGUAGGGUUGCUAUGAGUCAGAAUCGACUCGACAGCAGUGGGUUUAUUGUCUUAGAUGGGGAUUCUUAGAAACAGAGCCUGAGACAGGAUUUAGGUUCAUGUGGUUUUUUGAAGGAAUACUUUUAGGAAACCCCAUAAGGUCUUGAAGAAAACAGGAUAGAGAAGAAGAAAAGCUGAGCAAGAACAUAGUUUUAGGGAAAUUCUAACUUUGAGUUGUCCCCCUUGAGGUAAGAGGACUUGCCUUGGAGCACUCAUGUCAAUCAAUCAUUGGCUGUGGGCCACUUGUGGGAGAAAGGCAUAAUCUCUGGAGAAGGAGAUCAGUUAUGGGCUGUUAGCCAUAGAUCCAACAGUUGAGGAUGGGUGCAUCAACCCAAGGAGGGGAUUGAGCAGAACACCAAAAACAUCUGCUAAAGCUUCCAUUCACCACAUGUCUACUAUGUGCCAAGCUCUUAUGUACCUUAGGUCAUUCAGUUCUCACAACAACCCUGUGAGAUAAGGGCUAUUACCAACCCUAUUUUAUGGAUAAGGAAAUUGAGAUUCAAAAAGGAAAGCUACAUGUCUAGGAAAGAAGUAUAUUGCUUCAUUAUCAUAUUCUUGUGUUUUCGAACCUCUGUGCUGAGUAUAACACCCCUUGAUGUCUUAUCUUGAAGUCCAAUCAUGCAGGAGAUUUUAGGGUAUUUGAAAGAGAGUGGCCAUGCUUGUCAUUCAAUAAAGUAAUGCAUUACCUCCUUAACUGCCACCAGGAAUCAUAAAACUCAUGUUUGGUGAAGAGGGGAUCUCAAAGGGUACCUGACUCCGCUAGGCAUACCUGUAAUAGCUGGCCUAGCUAGUUGGCAUAGAUAAUUCUCUUUCCUAAAACAUUUCUAAAUUAGGAGUGUCAACUGUGAUUAAGUGAGAGUGAGGAAGUUUCUCAGACACUAUCUGGGCUCACUAGAAAAGCAUCCCAAUUGAUUAUCAAUGAUUGUAAGGAUGAGGGAAGGAAGAGUGACUUAUGUUUGUCUUAUAUCACCAUUCUUAAUUGUAUCAGUCAGGAUGGGCUGAGUUCUCCUAUAGUGACAACUCUCAAAUCUCAAUAACCCCAACAAAAUUAGUUUAUCAUUUGCUCACAUGAUAGUUCUACUGCAGGUCUACAGAGGGGUUCUGCCCAUUGAAGUCACUUAAGGACCCUAGAGGAUGAAACAGCCACUAUGGUAAAUAGGCUGAUUGCCAUGCCAGAGGGAAGAGAGUUUUAGAAUGGUCCACACAUGCUCAGUUAAAUGUCAUCUCAGCUCACAACCAGUUGGUGGCUUGCGUUCAUUUUGAGAAUUUAACAGCUACAGAAUUUUUAGUCGAGAUCCAUGGUCUCUUUGGCAGUACAAUUCUUAAAAUCUUUGCUGGCUUUUAUCUAUUUGGAUCCAAUCAACCUCAUAUGUAUGUAUAUACCACUUUUACACACUCUUGUAUACACCACUGCUCCUCUAGCUAGGUCCACUUGGACAACUUGGUGACAUUCUGGGGAAUAUAUUCUCAGCUUCAUUCUAGGUUUGGACUUGGUUCAGAAGUAACUAGACAUCAUGCUCCAUUCAAAUGCCCUGGAUGAGCCCUCAAAAUGUACCCUGUAGUUAUGGUACUCUUUUUCUGCUACUCAGGAUGCAUCUCUUGGUAUUAUUUAUUCGAGCAUUUAUUCAGUAUACAUAAUUGAGCACCUACAACAUGCCAGGCACUCUUCUAGGUGCAGAGGACACUGCAGGAAAGAUGAAGCUUAGCAAGAAGGUUAUAUUUCUAGCUACUGGUGGUUUGACGGCCUUACAUAAUAGUAAGGGUGGAUUGGGGGAAGGAGGAUCAGGCAUGGUGGACCUGAUCCAGCUUCCUUAUCCCCAAACCAUAAGAGCUGGUGUGUGUGUGUGUGUGUGUGUGUGCAUGUACCUCAGUGUAUGUGCUUGUAUGCUUUUGUGUGUUUACAUGUUUGUGUAUUUGCACAUGUGUGUGUGUAUAUAAUGUUUCCCUCUGGAUUGGGCAAGUGUGAGUAGCACCGUUCCAAGAAAAGUUCAUCUCCUUCUAAUUCCUGCCCUUAAUCUCUUUCUUUAAUUGCAUUCAUCUUGAGUGUCCCCACAAACCUUCUUUUCUCCUAGUAGCCACCAUCCCUUCCCACAGAAAUAAUCAAAUAUGGGACUAUUGCAGCUCUUUCUGGAGGGCUCAAAUUUCCCCGCCUUCAAUGUUGAAUGUCUCUUGCUUUUCUCCUCCUCAAGUUAGAGUCAUUUCCCAGAGAAGAGGGUGGGUUCUGUCUCAGUGUCCUCUGAAUUCCCAGGGGUGAGCGCUUGUCUCUGGGACCUGGAACGAUGGGAAGAGAAACAUGGUGGGGAGAUUGCAACCCUGCGUAGUGGCUUGGCUUGGGCUGGAUUACCUGAAAUCAAACAUACCUCAUCACUGCCAGGAAUAAUUUCUUUCAGAAAUUCUCUGCUCUGAUCUAUAUGACAAAUACAAUUUCUCUCACUAAUCUUGAUGCUCUUCCUAACAGAAUUAAUACCCUGGGCUUAUUAUGCUAAAAGAGCAUUCACUCUUGCCUUGCCUCUGAGGUAAUUCAUCAGACCCACCAAAACCUCACUGCCGUUGCAUUGACUCCGACUCACAGCGACCCUCUCGGACAGAGUAGAACUGCCUCAUAGGCUCCCGAGGCUAUAAUCUUUAUGGGAGCAGACUGCCACAUCUUUCUUCUGCCCAAUGGCUGGUGGGUUUGAACCAAUGACCUUUAGAUUAGCAGCUGAGUGAUUUACCACUGCACCAUCAAUUGUCUCUAAACUCUGGAGGCUAGGGAGUUCAUCCAGUCAUACUGAUAUUUUUUGAAAAUUAACUCAUUUACGUACUGGUCAACAAGCUUAGAGGAUAUGUUUGGGAACAGAAAACGUUUCCUACCUCAAUUUUCUAAGUAUAAAGACUUUUCCAGAAAACAGAUAUUUAGUUGUCUAUCUUUCUAUAGAAAUGAAGGCCAUUGUUUUUAAAUUAUUAGUGUUGAAUUCUUUUCAAGGAGCAAUAAGAGACAGCAAAUAAGCCAAAAUCUUCUUUAAGUAACACUCGAUUCUUUUACCAAGUUCAUUAGCCAAAAGAAUAAUUCCAAAACUAAAACUGAGAGCCAAAAAUUUUGGCGGAGAAUCAGACUUUUCCCAAAACACCAAAUGAACAAGUAAUCUGUGUUUCAUUUAGAAGAGACUAAAAAAUCCAAAAAUGUUUGAGCAUCCCAGAUGACUUCGAAAUUCAUUUAAUAGCUCAUCAAGGCUGAUGCCAGCUUCCUUUAGAAACCGUAAUGAAAAUCAUUCCUGUUAAAAGUGAUUUUCUUGAAAUCGUUCCUGUUGAAAGGAUCAGUAUGUUCUCUGAAAAUAGGCCAGUGAAAACCCUAUAGAUCACAAUGGUUUAAUCUGCAAUUGAUCAUGGGGAUGGCACAGGACCGGGCAGAGUUUUGUUCUGUUGUGCGUGGUCACCAUGACUCAGGGGCUGACUCAAUGGCAGCUAACAACAACAUGUUCAAGCAAAAGUAUGGCCUAGGAGUUAACAGAGUGGGUUUUGAUGUUGGGCUGCCCAUGUUGACAUCCUGGUUCUGCCAUUUGCUAGCUCAGUGACUUGAGGGCAAGUUACUUAGUUCCCUGUGCCUUAGUUUUUCCAUCUGUAAAAUGAAAAUAAUAAUGGUACUUCAUUUCACAAGGUUGUGGUGAGGCGCCCUCGUUUUUCUUAUUUUAGUGCACACUUCCAUAGUACUCUGGAUCACGUACCGUUCUAAAGCCUUUCUAAAAAUUAACUCAUUUAGUUCAGAUAAUAACUCCAUAACCUGCUGUUAUUAUUGUCAGGUACCGUCAAGUUGGUUCCAACUCAUAGCUGUGUUCUAUUAUUAUGCCCAUUUUAUAGAUGAGGAACCUGGGGAAUGGCAAGAGUAAACAUUUAAUUGAGUUAAUACAGAGAACAUAUUUAAAGCAGUGCCUGUUAGGUAAGCCAAUGUUAGCCCUCCCAAAUAAACAGCCGCCUUUAAUCCCUCCCUCACAGGACAUACCCCUCUGCAGCUGUCUGUCCCCUCAGACAAAGGCGUGUAGCCCAACCACUUAGCACAGCGCCUGGCACACAGUAGGUAUUCAAUAAAUUAUGAUUGAAUGACAACUAAUUAAUGUUUCCUUCUCCUCAUGAUCUCUGAAUCCUUCUCACACAAGAUAUUGACUAGAAAGAAAAUAUGAACCAUCAGUUGUACUCUGACCCUUUGUCACACCAGACGGACAACCCAGUUCCACUUUCACUCCACACUAAGCCUUUAGUGCAAGGAUACCCACGUUCACCCUCUUCUUCCUGGUCUUAUCUCCAGCAUUCAAGGACUGAAGGCAGGCAGCAGGACCAAUGGGAUGUUCUGAAACAUCCACUAGGGGGCCCAUUAUCAAUCAAUCAAUCAAGCAGAGAAGCCUUCAGGUUAGUUGCAAGUAAUAGAAAACAUUGGUUUCCGGAAAGGAUAUGAACCUUGAUUUGCCAGAUGAACCGAUAGGUCUUUUCUUAUUUAGUUCUACGCAGAGCUCUAAAUUUUGUUCAAGGAGAAAGCGAUCUCAAUCAGGGGAUGAGGUCCCAGUCUGGUACUCCGCCAAGAGAGAGCCUACUAUUGCGCUGACUUCAGCCCAGCCAGACUUAGUGUUUCUGAAGCUGCUUUGCCUCAGAGCCCAAUCAAAGUGACUUCAGAGGUAUAAAGCAUAAAGAAGGUGGGAGGGAAGGGAGGCUGAGCACAGCCUGUCCUAGAAAUGCAGCCACUAAAUCUCACUCCGAAUUAGAGAAGAGGCAUUGUCCUUAUUAUGACUUUUGUUAGAUGAUUUUAUAACUAUUAGGAUUUCUAUGCAGCCCUGGUGGCUCAGUGGUUAAGAGUUUGGCUGCUAAUCAAAAGGUUGGCAGUCCGAAUCCACCAGCCACUCCUUGGAAGCUGUAUCGGGUAGUUCUACUCUGUCCUAGAGGGUGGCCAUGAGUAGGAAUCUACUCAACGGCAGCAGAUUUAUGGUUUUUAUUCCUGCUGUGUGCAUAGGAGAAUCUCAAUAAAUAAUGACUAAUUUUAUCUUUUUAGAAUAAUUGGUUAAGUCUUGCUCAUCUUUGCAUUCCUCUAACUCUAUUCUUCUAACCCUCCUGACAGCUUUUUCCUAAUGUUUCUUUCUUUGUCUCUUAGUGAGAUUUAGAGAAUCCUGGGAGAAGGAGAAGAUAAAAAGUGAAGCUCUUACUGAACUCCAGUAACCUAGCCUGAAGUUUGGAUUGCUCUUAAACCUUUAUUGCUGAAAACCUGUCUUUCCACUUCUGCUGGAAUAAGUUUGUGUCAGCUGAGGAUCUCUGGAGUCAGGCCUGUGGAUUUUGAACCCUCUUUCCUUUCUCCCUACAUCCAGGAGCCACUUGGCUCUGGAAGGACCUUUGUGUAGUAGGGUGUUGGCAAUAACAGGCCUGCCUAUUCUACCCUUCUCCAGAGAACAAGAGAGGGAAGCUCUUUUCCUUAUUGAUGGCUAUCUGGAAAUCUUGGGACAGGAAGGGGUAGGUUUUUAGGACCCCGGCUCUUGAAAGGGUGUGAGAGGGGCUCAGAAAUUCUUGGAAUGCCUCUGACUUGCCCUGAACCAUGGUACAUAUUCUAUCUAGGCCCCUGCUAUGUACUCAAACCAGAAAAGCAUUGAAGAUGGCAAGAACAAGGGAGGGAAAACUGUGUCUAUAAGCUAUGUUCUACGCAUUUUAUAAACACUAUCUAUUUUUUUAAUCUUGUUUAGGCCCUCAGCAGUCUUUCUGGUAGAAAUUAUUAUCCCCAUUUUACAGAUGAGGAAACUGAGGCACAGAACCAUUACAUAACUUUUAUAAGGUCAUACAGGUAGUAGGUGGCCAUAGUGGAAUUUGAAUUCAGAGUCUUAGUUUAAAGACCACUCUUCUGGCUAAACUUUAGUUGCCUUUCUUGAGGUUUUUGCCAUUCUUCUUUAGGGAGUAAACAAGGAGGAAGUGGUUUGGAUUUGACUUCUGGAAAACAGUAGUCACCACAUCAUGAGGCAAACAGUCUGGAAGCCUAAGGGGGUGGGAUUGUGGAGACAGUAUGGGAGCCCUGACGGGCAAAAUACUGGUGUUGCAGACACGAUUUCAACAGAGGCAAGGAAGGGGACUUGAGGCUGGGGCUGCUGUUUAUUGUGAGAGAAGAAUGGAUCAGCCAGACGUCCUGUUGCCCUGACCCUUUGCCAGUGGCAGCAUGCAAAAAUCAUAUUUACACAUAUGUCUACUUCUUCCUCUUCCAGCAAACACAACAUGUAUGAGGUUGUUUCUGGUUUCCUAAAUUAAUUCUGCAGAGCCCUGAUGGCGCAGUGUUAAAGCACUUGGCUGCGCACUAAAAGGUGGGUGGAGUUCAAACCCACUAGCUGUUCCAUGGAAGAGAGAUGUGGCAGUCUGUUCCCAUAAAGAUUACAGCCUUCAAAGCCCUGUGCGGCAGUUCUAUUCUGUUCUAUAGUGUUGCUGUGAGUUGGAAUUGACUCGAUGGCAACGGAUUUGUUUUUUUUUUGUUGUUGUUAAAUUAAUUCUAUUGCCCAUAUGGUCUAAAUGGUACCUUCACUUAGUCAUCCCCAAACUCUUUCAGUGUUUUCUGGAACACCCAAAAGGCCAAAGGGCCCCACCAGACACAGAUAGCUCAGGUAUGAUGAUCUGGUUUGCAGCGUUUAUAGAUAAUCCCUUAACCUCAACAAAUUUAAUUCUUCAAACUUGUGACAAUAGGCAAUAAAGUACAGAAGGCCAGAGACUUUGGACAGAGCUGAGCUCCGUUCCAGGUUCUACCACUAACUACCUGUAUGGUUUAAGGGUCAUAAUUAAUGUCUCUACACCCCCAGGUGCCUCAUCUGUUAAAAAUUGGAUAAGAAUACCCUCCUCAUAGGGCAUAAGGAAGGUUCCUGGCACCAGUAAGUGCUCAGUAGCUGGUAGCUUUUGAGGCCAUUAUUGAGCUGGGCCCUAUGUGGGCAUUGGAGAGACAACGCCAGACCUUGCCCCCAAGAGGAAGAAACAGACCCUUCUAGUGGAAGAGACAGACCCCAUGGGCAAAUGAAUAAAACUGCAGAGUAAGCCCUACAUCAAUGACACAUGGACAAGGUCAAGAGGUAGCAUCAAGAAGGGGAAAACAAGCCUUAUCUGGAUGGGGUGUGAUGGGACAAUUUUCUGGAGAUGGUGAUCAAAACCACUGGUGAAUCCCCAACCUUGGUCGAGCUGCAUGCACAGUUUGGACGGCCAAGAUUUACCAAAGGAUGCCAGCUAAUCUGUUUUCUGGACCCUUGCUCUUUAGCCUUGCUUUGAAGCAAAGACCCUUAAAACAAAAGGCUUCUCUCAUAAGAAGCUUUGGAUUCUGAAAUAUUGUGGUUCAUGUCACCCUAAGUUAAUAACAAUACACACUUAAGCUGGUUAGGAAAUGUAAGUUCAGGAAACUGGAAGGGAUGGUGAAGGGGGAAGUAAAGUACUUACUCUGUAUAUGUGAAAGAUAGCAGGCAGGAAUUAAUAUUUUUGAUUUAUAUGAGGUGGUAUAAACUGUUUAUACUAGGUGGUAUAAACAGUUAACACACUCAGCAGCUAACCAGGAGUUGGACUUGAACUCAGAGGAUGGACUUGGACCUUAGAAGAAAGACCUGACAAUCUACUUCUGAAAAAUCAGCCAUUGUAAACCCUAUGGAGCUCUGUUCUACUGUGACACACAUAGAUUGCCAUGAGUUGCUGGUGACAUGAGUGCAACUGGUUAAUAUAUAUCAGGCAUUGCCAUGUACUUAAUAACUCAUUAAAUCCUCAUAGCAACCUCAUGAGGAUUUCAUUGCCCCUCUUUCACAGAUAAGAAAACCGACACUCAAAGUAGCUAUGUGACCAAGGUUGCACAGUUAAGUAAACGGUAGAGUCAGGACUGAAAUCCAGGUUUGUCUGGUUCCAAAUCUCAUGCUCUUUCUACCAUCUCAUGCAAUCUCCCAAGCAUAUAUUUAAGCUUGGAAAUAUAAAUGACUCUGUUCCUUCCUUUUCAAAUAAACAUAACAUCUAUGAAGUUGUUUAUGGUUGUCUAAAUUAAUGCUAUUGCCAACACGGCCAAAAUGGUACCGCUUAAGCAUAACAUGAGAGGCACCUCUGAGCGCAAGAAUCUUUCAACACGUCUCUUAUAAAUUUAUUGCAUUAAUCCCUUCAAUGAUUGGCUUCUGUGUAUCCAGAUUAUUUCCAGUGUUUCUCCCACCAGUGUUCCUCCAUCAAGAGGUGGAAUUAUUUCUCUUCCCUUACACCUGAGCUAGUCUUUAGACUUGCUUUGGCCAAUAGAACAUGAUGGAAUGAUGGUAUGCAACUUCUGGAUCUACACCUCAAGAAGCCCCGUGUGCAUUUGUUCUCACUUGAAACUCUACCAGGGCUGGACUAGACAGCUGGGGACAUGUGAAUGAUACAUAGAGAGAGGUCCCAGUUACCCAGGCCAUCUCAGAUGAAGCUAUCGUAUAUCAGCUAGUUUCUGGCUGAACUGUCUGCUGACCACAGGCACAUGAAUGAGGCCAUCCAUGAUCAGCCUAGCCCUGCUCACAUCAGCAGAAGUGCCUGGCCAACCUGUGGACUCAUGUGAAAUAAUAAAUGUUUGUUGUUUUAAGCUACUAAGUUUCAGGAUAAUUUUUAAUGUAUCAGUAGUUAGCUGAUAUAACUAAAAAGUAAUUUUAUUUUAAAUUAGAAGUCAACAAAGCUAAAACAUUUAUUUUAAUUAUUAGUCACUACUUCAAUCCGGACCAAUUGUUCCCUAGACUUGCCAUACAGUUGUCAUCUUGGGAUUUCCCUUUAUCAUUAUUUUAGGAAUUCCCUUUAUUUUGUUUCCUGAAUCUCACGUCUUCCUCUUUCUUGGUAAUUCCCUUUUUUUUAUUUUAUUUGUUGGAGCACAUCCUUCAGGAGUUGCCUGAGAACAGGUGAAUAGGUUUUGAGACCAUGCAUAUCUGAAAUAUCUUCAGUCUACCCUUACAUUUAACUUGUGGUUUAGCUAAAAUUAGAGCUCUAGCUUGGAAACAUUUCCCUCUGAAUUUUUAAAUAUUGUUAUUGUUUUUAAAAUAGACCUUAUUUCUUAGAGCAGUUUUAGGUUUACAGAAAGAAUUUUCAGAAAGUACAGAGUUUCCAUAUACUCCCUCUUCACCCUGUUUACUGUUUCUCCUAUUCUUAACAUCUUACAUUUAUAUAGUACAUUUAUUACAAUUGAUGAACAGUAUUGAUACAUUAUCAUUAACUAAAGUCCAUACUUUACGUAAGGGUUCACUCCUUGUGUUGUAUAGUCCUGUAGGUUUCGACAAAUGCAUAAUAUCAUGUGUCCACCAUUACAAUAUCAUACAAAACAGUUUUGUGCCCUAAAAGUGCCCUGAGCACCACCUAUUCUUCCCCCCUUCUUCCUCCUGAACUCAGGAUUUUGAAGGUACUGUUUCAUGGUCUUCUAUCUUCCAACGUGGCUGUUGAGAAGUUCAAUUCUGUUCUGAUUCUUGAUUCAAUAUAUGAUACCCAUUUUUCCUCUUUAGACGUUUAUAGGUUUAUAUUAUGAAUUGUUAAGAUAAAACGCCUUAGUGUGGGUCUGUUUUAAUUCACUGUGCUAAGCAUUCUCUUGGUUCUUUUACUCUAGAUAUCUGUGUUCUUCAGCUCUGGGAAAUUUUCUUGAUUUGUUUCUUAGAUGACUUCUUGCUUUCCAUUUUCUCUUUCUGUGACUCCUAUUAUUUGUAUGUUUGGUUUCCUAUCUGGUUCUCUACAUUUUUUCUCUUUUCCCCUCCAUUUUGAUUUGUCUUUAUUUUCUGGGAUAUUCCUUCAACUUUAUCCUUCAAGCUUUCUAUUGAGUUUAUUUUUUACUUUAUGCUUUCCUCUUUAAAUUUUAAAGAGCACCCUUUUUCAUGUGUUCUCUGCAUGUUCUUUUUUAUCCUAGCAUUGUAUUCUUGCUUCAUAAACACAGUUUCCUCUUAUCUCACCGAUGCUAUGAGUGAUCACUUUAAAAAAAAUUUUCAUCUCCCUGAAUAGCCUCUCUUCCAAGUUGCUUUUUUCUGAUUAUUUUAGUCCCUGUCUUUAAAAUCAGAUAGUUUCAUCAAAUGCCUGGUGCUCCUUGGCUGCCAUUCAUGUUUGAGAGUGAGCCACAGAAAGCUAAGAGCUCUGUGUGCACGGUGGGACUUGAGAUGUAACCUUCACUGAAUCUUGAUUUGCCAUUUCUUUGGGGAACUACCAUGUUAGUAUCUGUUAUGGUUUGAAUCAUGUCUCACAAAAAGAUAUGCUGAAGUUCUAACCUCCAAUAUGUAAGAGUGUGACUUUGUUUGGAAAUAAGGUCUUAGCAGAUAUGAUUAGUUAAGAUGAGGUCACACUGAAGUAAGGUAGACUAUAAUCCAAUAUGACUGGUGUCCUUAUAAAAAAGAAGCAGAGACACAGACUCAGGGUGAAGAUGGCCAUGCGAAGAUGAAGUCGGAGACUAGAGUGAUGCAGCUACCAGCCAAGAAACGCCAAGGAUUGCCAGGAACCACCAGAAGCAAGGAAAAGGCAAGGGAGGUUCUUCUCCUAGAGCCUUCAGAGAGAACAUGGCCCUGCCCACACCUUGAUCUCAGACACCUAGGCUCCUGUCCAUGAGACAAUAGAUUUCUGUUGUUUUAAGUCACUCAGUUUGUGGUACUUUGUUAGGGCAACUAAUACAGGAAAUUAAUACAGUACCUUUGGGGUUUUCUCUCAUGCUUCUCAGAUUCCACAGAAAGACUGAACUUAUGUCUGGAGGACAUAUGCUUGGCUGCCAGCAUUCUGGAAGCUAGCCUAGGGAGAAAAUCUAGGGGGUUUCAACAUUCCUUAUGUAAAAUUUCACUUUUUCAGUCUUGUAUUUAUACUGUUAACUGUGUGUAUCUUAUGGCCAACUACAGGUUCCCUGUUUCACUCUCUCCAGAGAAUAAACUUCCAAUCCUUUGCCAAGGCUGGGAAAGGAUAGUCACCUAGCUAUGUAGAGUGUGGGAGGAGGUCUAGGGUUCUAACUGCUUCUUAAACAGACCUUUCAACCCAUUCUUCUAAUUUUGGCACAGUGGUUAAGCGCUCGGCUUCUAACCAAAGGGUCAGUGGUUUGAACAACCACCCAUUCCAUGGGAGAAAGACGUGGCUGUCUGCUUUUGGAAAGGUCUACAGGCUUGGAAACCCCAUGGGGUAGUUCUACUCCAUCUUACAGGGCCAUUGUGAGUUGGAAUGGACUCAACAGCAGUGUGUGUGUGUGUGUGUGUGUUUAAUUCCACUUCCAGAGGUAGCUCAUCCUGCCAAUUCCUGAGCCUUUGGAUGUUCUGCCCCAUAAAUCUGGUUGCUUCUUAAUUGUCCCAACUGCUGGCUUAGGAUUCAGCUUUUCCAAAUUUGCUUAAUCAAUUACCAAUUAACCAUCACGUUCCAGUUUCACAAUGUCGUUGUUAUGUCACUUCUUCCAUUCCCUUCGAUCCCAUUCAUUUAUGCCUUUUUGGAAUAUCUCUUUUACUGUCUUUUUAGAGGGCUUGCAUGAAAGAAUGGAGGUGAGUAUGUUCAUUCAAGUAGUCCAGCUACCUAGCUCCUGAUUUUAAGAAACUAACACUUUCUGGUAUCUCACUUAGUUUGAAAAAUGUGGAGCACAAACCGCCUAUGAAAAAUCAAAUUUUCUCCAAAGAAAGACUUUCAAGUGAUGUAAACCCAUGUAAUUUUUCCUGUCAGAAAAAAAAAAUGAGUGUAAGGCUUCAGUCAUUUCAGAAAACUUUGACCUCAUGCUUCUAAAUUACACAGAAAGUCAGAUAAUCACAGCUCUGCCCUUCCCAGUCUGCCAUCUCCCUUAAAUUAGAGACUCAUCAAUCCAUUUCCAUUAACCUUUUAAUAUUUUCCAAUAAGUGCGUUCAACCUGGCAGUAUACAUAUUAUGCUUUCUUCAUUGUUACUAGUCAAUCAAUAAAUAUACAAAAAUCAGAGGGUGUGGUAUAAAAAGGCAAAGUAACAGUGGUCAUUGUACAUGCAUAAACUAUAAGCUAUUCUUUUAAAAGUCAACACAAGUGAUUUGCAAAAAGACCUUCCUAUGACACAAAGGUGAAUGGACCAUGUUAUUUCUAUUCUUAAGUACAUUUUACUCUUCCAGAGAACAUGGGGGCUUCUUCUCUUCCAGUCCUCUGUUUCAAUAUACUGGAUGAACCUUGGCUACAGAAUCAAUUUUUGGUGUUAUGGAGCUCAACAUAAAAACUUUUUUGUAAGUUUCUGCUGGAGAAACCCAUUCUGCCAGGCUGAAAAUAUGGAAUGGACACAAAGGUGUCCUUUGUUCCGCUUGAUUUUUCACCCAAUGCUUAUUUAAGGAACGUCCUCAGGAGUCAGAAAUUAUUUACAAUUGCAGAAAAAAUUACAUCUUAAGCUCUCAGGUUGCUUUGCAAAACAGUUAAAUGCUGAACCCUUACUUUUACAAACAAGGCCCAGGUGGUAUAAAUGGUUGGAUAACUUGUUUGGCUCCUAACCAAAAUGUUGUAGGUUUGAGUCUACCUAGAGGUGCCUUGGAAAGCCUGGUGGCGUAGUGGUUAAGAGAUAUGACUGCUAACCAGGAGGUCUGGCCGUUUGAACCUACCAGGUGUCCCUCGGAAACCCUUUGAGUCAGUUCUACUCUCUCCUAUAGGGUCGCUAUGAGUUGGAAUCAGGUUUGGUUUUUUGGUUAGAGGUGCUUUGGAAAAAGGCCUUUGAAAACCCUAUGGAGCAUAGUUCUACUUUGACACACAUGGGAUCACGAUGAAUCAGAGUUGACGCAACAGCACCUGACUACUGAUUAAUGACUAAGCCCAGGUUACCUGGCAAGUCACUGGUAGGAAUGACAUAUAGUCAAGCUGUGCUUCCAUAGCUAUGCCAUUAUGUUACAUGGGUGAGAAUACACUAAAUUCCCUGAACUUCAUGGAAUAUUGCUGGGGUAUUGCAAAGACUUGGGCAGUUCUCCACUAGAGGGUCAGAAGCUCUCCCCCUCCCUUAUUCCUAUCCUGUAAACACAAAAGUAUAUCCAAGUAAAAGAUAACAAUAACAACAAAAAGAAAGAUCACAUUCAAUUUAAAAAUAAAACCGAAAAUAAUCUCCUAUCUUAAUCUAUUUCUUGGGGGAUGCCUGGAAGGGGUGGAAAAGCAUCCCUAUUUGUGAGACUUAUAUAUCCACGGCCCCAGAGAGAAUUUAGGGGACAGGUAGAAAAGCCUCAUGCAACCCUCCUGAACCUGGUCCUAGAGCAGCGUGUUGUAUCUGGACCUACGAGCCAGAGUGAGCCUAUCUGGUCUGCCAAAGACCCAGUAAAGCUCUUGGAAAGCUGGGGAGGGGGAGAGUUUUAACACUAAUAGUAGUAACACAAUUUAAGAAUCAGAGGGACCUGAUGUCUGUUUUCUUUUCAUUCAGCCUGGGAAACAAAAUAAGAAAGAGCUAGACAGAUGAUUAUGAAAUUGGUCACUAAUGUUCACAGAGGAACAGAUAGGAGUUUUUUCAAAGCCAGUGGAGUAGAUUAGAGAGGAGAUAGGGGAGAGCAGAUGUUGGGAGAAGGCAGAAAGGGAGCAGCUCUUCUUUAGAUUGUGUCUUUCAGAAUCAACUCUUUGUAUAAGCCCUGCCCUAAGUUAGGGGUAGCUUUUUCUUCUUCUUCUCCUUCUCUUCCUUUUUUUCUUUUCUGGUCUGAGAAACAACUAUUAGUUAAUCGAAUCAGUUUAGGCAACAGGUGGUGGCCUAAAGAAGAAGGUUCAGUUUUAUCAGAACACUUUCUUUAUAGAUUCAAUCUCCAUAAUCUCCAGAACCAAUGGAGUCUGUUGACUGAUGCGUGAAGACUACAAAGGACUUACCAAAUGGGAGAAAAUAUGAGGUCAGAACAUAAAGCUUUUAUUCUCUUGUUUCGCCAUAAAGCUGUCUAUCUGGUGAUAAGAUUCCAAUUGUGGGAAGCCCUGUAACGUUCUGAGGGAUUCUUCAGGUACUUCAUGUAUCCUAAGUAGCAACUGCAUCAGGGAGAGUGGAGACAACUGGCUUGUAAGUAUAAAUAAAUAAAUAGAGCCAUACAAAUACUUGAACAGGACCUACACUCCCCCCACCUCGCCCACCCAUGCCAAUCCGCUUGCCACCGACUACACUCUUUCAUUUCCAUUGGCUUCUACUUUUAUUAUAAGAGGUCCAAAGGCACUUUUGUUAUUAUUCUUGGACAUGGCUAAUAGGCCAUCUUCUAUGAAAUGGGACCCUACAAAUGGUAGGUCACGCAAAUUUAAUUUGAUUUUUCAAAUCCCUUCUGGGGGAGGCAACAGGUGGCCAUUAAAACACAAAAGUGGCUUAAGCUCCUCCUCUCACAAUGCUGGUUUUAGGGUGGGACAGAAAGUCUUUGGACAGCCUCAGAAAUAAAAUAGUGCUGUCUUGCUUCAUCUUCUGUGAGAUUUGGCUGAGUGAGCCUGAGUGGGGGCCUAGGGUCCCCAAGAUGAAGACUUUCAAGAAGGAUCAUGCUUAUAUCUCUUUGAUUGGCUGUGGGGCCCUAGACCUUGCUGGCUUAGAAACUGAAGGAUCACAGCACAAAGAGUUAAGGUGGCAGAAGUACAGAUGUUUAUUAUGAAUCAGCUUAAGCCCUUUUAUGCCUCUGACAAAGUAAUUAAAAAAAAAAACAUACUGAUCAAAGGACCUCCAGGGUUUAAUAUUUCAAAAACA